This is a messenger RNA of Bradysia coprophila, 1117 nucleotides long. RefSeq names its product dehydrogenase/reductase SDR family member 7-like. The record is from RefSeq and is a predicted model, not a curated record. Gene Ontology annotation, molecular function: oxidoreductase activity. Lineage: Eukaryota; Metazoa; Arthropoda; Insecta; Diptera; Sciaridae.
AGGAACCAGUCUCUUCAAUUAAUCAGAUGGAAUGGACAUAUUUGCAUUAAUUGGUGUAUCGUACUGUUUGUACAUUCUAAUUUGGUUCCUAAUUGCAUGUAUUGCUGAUUGUGAUGUUAUUACGUUCUUGGCGGUGCAUUUCGGAAAGUCUCCAGCACCAGAAUUCUCACGAAAAGUGGUAUGGGUAACAGGGGCAUCAAGUGGCAUUGGCGAAGCGUUGGCAAAAAAUUUGGCCCGCUAUAAUGCUCGUCUUGUGAUUUCUGCGCGAAGGAAAGAUGAACUUGAACGAGUGAAACAGGAAUGUUUAGCAUUAAAUCGAAAAUUAAAGGACAAAGAUAUCUUAGUACUCGAUUUUGAUAUGUUGGAUUAUGCAGUCCACGAAUCAAAAUUCGAAAAAGUUGUGGAUCACUUUGGCAAGUUAGAUUUACUAAUAAGUAACGCAGGCAGAGCGCAAAGAGCUCGUUGGCAAAGUAUCGAAUUGGAAGUGGACAAAAGCUUGUUUGACCUGAACGUUUUUUCACUAAUAAACUUGAACAGAAUUGCUGUCCGCUACUUUACGAAGACAGGAAACGUCGGUGGACUAGCAAUUACUUCUAGUAUUGCAGGAAAGUUUGGAGCUCCUGAGUGCGGUUCAUAUACAGGCUCAAAGCACGCAUUGCAUGGCUAUUUUGAGUCUCUGAGAAAUGAGAUUAGCAGCAAUAAGAUAUCAAUCACUAUGCUUUGUCCAGGACCUGUAUUUUCGGAUAUUACGAGGGAAGCUUUUGCUACUAAAAUUGGCGAGAAAGUGGAUAUAGUUAUCCAGCCCACGGAUAGAAGAAUGGCAACGGACCGAUGUGCCUACCUUUGCUUGGUUGCCAUCGCUAAUAAAUUGGAUGAAUCUUGGCAAGCAUUGUUUCCUCUCAUCAUUGUUACACAUUUCCUCAGAAACCGCUCGUUCCUGAUAUCGAGGCUCAUGAGUCUGAUCGACGUUAAAGGAUUAACAGCAAAAAUUCGAGGUACACGGUGGAAUGACUUGAAAGAAGAGUGAAAUCAAUGGAUUAUUAAACUAUUUAGAUGACAAAAAUUGCUGUUUGAAAAUGUCUGCAUGGUCCACUAUUCAUCUUUUAACGGCAUUGAC